ACCCAUGUAUUGGAAUUCUAAAGCACAAAGAGAGGUUCUACGCGUUUAGCUCUAAAGAGGCGGCUUUGAUGUUCGCCUCGUCUCCUGAGGCCUUCAUUUCAGAGGUGGUGGAAAAAUCCAAAAGUUUCCCAGAACUCUUCCAGCUUCUCAGACUCCAUCAGCAGCCUCUCUGCACACAUCCACAGUCUCAGACAGACCCAGAGAAGGUUUUAUCCACCAUUCCCAUCACCAAGCAGGACGCCGGCAUUCAAACUGACACCCACCCAGUGGAUUCCUACAUUGACAAGUCAUAUGAGUGGAAUGAGUGGGAGCUGAGACGAAAAGCCAUUAAACUGGCUAAUCUUCGGAGGACAGCAACUCACUCAGUGCAGACGGAUAUGAGCCACAUGAGACGGGACAAUGCUAGUCAGACCUGGCUGCCCAAGGACGCAGCCUGCCAAAGCAAGAGGGACAGUGGGAGCAGCGUCCCCAAACCUCAGAUGUUCCUGACAGGCCUGAGGGGACAAAGAAUCACCCAGCAGAUCAACACAAUCCUCACAAGACCUGUUGAUGAAUAAAGAAAACUUCUGAUUAAAUAAAAGCUGCUGGUGUUAAAAUAUUCCUUUCACAUCUUGUU
Molecule: messenger RNA, 616 nt
Organism: Cyprinodon variegatus (sheepshead minnow)
Lineage: Eukaryota; Metazoa; Chordata; Actinopteri; Cyprinodontiformes; Cyprinodontidae
Product: UPF0704 protein C6orf165 homolog
Exons: 3
Coding region: 69-557 (162 amino acids)
Biological process (GO): regulation of cilium beat frequency; sperm axoneme assembly; regulation of flagellated sperm motility
Cellular component (GO): ciliary basal body; axoneme
Source: RefSeq, a predicted model, not a curated record